CACCUUCAUUCGCUUAAAAAAGGUAGUAAAUUUUUUUCCAUGUUUCUCAUUCAUGAGCGAGAGAUAGCCCCCUCCGCCCCUUGAUCGUGUGUCUCUCUUUUCUUUUUUCAUAAACAGAACAGAGCAGCCUCGCCAUUGGGCCCCAUGCCCAGUCAGCUUGGGCCCCAGGACUGCAGUACCCGUUGCCAUUGCCAUGAUCAUCCUCAUGCCACAAGACGCUUUCCUGUUUUAAAAAUUAGAGGUUGCUUCUUGUACCUCUUCCAAUCCUUGUUUGCGUCGAGCGAGCCGCGGGGAUCCCAGCCCUAUCCUGUACUCAUCAUCCUCUUUUGAGGUCCCAUCACUCUCCAUCACUCUCCAUCAUCCCCGCCCUCAGUCUCUCAUCCCUUCAACCAGUACCGCGCACUCACGUACUCUUGCUCUCGCUCUCACCCUAGCACUCACCUGCACUCAAACUCGUUCGAUGGCACAGCCCAGGACCCAUCGUUUCUCGAAUCAGUAUCCAGGGACACCCCGCUCCCAGUCCUCCCCCUCCCUGGCUUCUGCUUCGCCCCUCAUCCGUCCACGCCGCAUCAACAUCAACCUGCCGAAACACGCUGCCACUGCAGCAGCCUUCCAACCUUCAGCAGCAGCAGUUAGGUCUUUGGAUAGAAUCCAGGAGGACCGUGUCCGAUACUCGGAAUCAGUUCUGAAGCAUGCAGCCUCAGAGGCUCUGAUGAAAAUGCCCAAUAUCGCAACAAAAUCACGUUCCGUGGAUGAUAUCUUUGAACUUCAAUCAACAGCAGUCUCCUGCAAGCUUCCCUCCACCGCUCCUACACCCCACUCGAACUUGAAGGUUUCGAUGGACAGCGUCGGCUGCCUCAGUUCGUUGUCCCCAAGCUUCACUAGUCAGCGUCCUGGCAUGGAUCGCAAGCAGUCAAGUCACCGUGCUGGCGCGCUUGGCCACACGAACAGUCGCACCAUGGCCGCCGAUUCUGACAAGGACGAGGCGGACGCGAAACGAAGCAAUAUGAACCCCUUGGCUGCUACUUUCACCCCCACAUUUCCCAAACCUACACUCUCGGACUGCGCGCCCUCGGACCAUGGUGGCGAGACAAGAUGCGGUACUACUGACUUUAGGGACCCUCUGAUUGCGGGACUCGGGAUUUCCUCCCCUGGCAUGGAAUACUUCCCUCAUCAACGAUACCAGUAUCAGAAUCAACAGCACCAAGCGCUAAAUACGGAAACAUUCUCGUCUUUCAGCUCCAGUUCCACGCGUCAGGAUAGCUCAACUAUUGUAAAAGCGUUGCCUACGACCAUUUCUUCAGCGACAGUGACAGCAAUACCGACUUCAAGUACGACAACAACGGCAGUCGAAUUUGAUCCUGAGGAAUUCAGGAUAAGUCUGAUGCGCCAGAUCACAGACAAACUGGAGACCGGAUUGGACCGCCAUUUUAGCCAGCUUGUGUCCGCCACCACGUCCCUUCCACUGUCACCCACACAUCUGGAUCAGGUUGCCGGAAGUUCCGCAUCUAUGAGUACGGUCGGCAGCAGUGCACCGGCCAAUUAUCCAGCGGAUGAGACUACCGUUCUAUAUCUAAAGAAGCUACUGCGCAACGCGAACGCAGAGUUAGAGCGACUCAAAGACAAAAACCAAGAGCUGCGCGAGACCAACCACAAACUGGAACUGCAGCACCUUGAGAUAGCCCAUCAAGUGACAAGAUUGCAAGAUUUUGAGCUGAACAACCAGUUUUUGCUCUCAAGACUCAAAGAACUCGAGGGCUCGUCAAAUUCGUCCUUGGAAUCCGCCUUGGAGACAGCAUCCAUGAAUGGAUACCGCCAGCGUGCAAGCUAUAUUUACCAGGGUAACAACUUCGCGCAACAGAACCAACAAAUCCAGAAUCUGAUGGCGGAGAUUACUGCUCUCACUCAGGAACGGGAUGCAUUCAAGAUCCGAUCCUGGGAGCUCGAGAAGAAGCCAUUUUCUCAACAACAUCAACAAGAUAUUCGGUCGGCACACUUUAUUGAUCUUGAAAAUGAACGGAACCGACUCAUCGAAGAACUGGGCCAAAAGACUGUGGCUAUGGAGGAUCUCUGGAACAAGAACGAGGCCUUGAUGGUACGCGCUAAAGAGUACGAGAAGCGUGUCUGGGAGCUAGAGGGUCAGGUUGCCACAUUGGAGGCAGAAUGUGCUUCAUUGCCAAGGAUCCGAUUAGAGUUAGUCGAGAUGGAGGCGCGAGCAGAUGCCGCCGACGCCCUCCUAGGUAAACUCCAAGAUAUGGAGGGACAGGUAUCCCUCGUAAAGAGUUUACAGGAGCGGAUUCAUGAGCUGGAAACUACAAAUGCGGAACUGGAUCACUCCAACUGGGAUCUUUCAGAAAAACUUAAUAUUGCCAAUAAUCAGCAUACGCUCUUAACCAAGGAGUUUGAGUCGUUCCGAUCAAAGGAUAAGGACGACCGGCGCCUUGAGUUUUUGGCGAACAGGAACCGAGAGCUGGAGGCUCUUUUAGCGGAGCAGGCUAAGGGCUCGCCCGACUACAAGGAAGAGUACGAGCGUGUAUCAUUGGAACUCGAGAAACUCAAGAUCCGAAUGCCACAACUGGAGGGUCAGGCGAAGCAGGUUACGCUCUUGCGGUCUAAAACACAGCAGCUAGAGAAACAAAUCAAGGCUAUGGAGGGUCUUGAACCAAGACUUGGGGAAAUGCAGCAGUUGCAUGAACGCAAUAUGUUUUUGGAGAGCGAGCUCGGAGAGCUGGAGCAAUUGAGGGCGCGCGAGAUGGAGUUGGAGCAUGAACUUGAGGAGUCUAAGGCAAGGCUGGCUCAGUUGGAGACGAAUAAGACAAGAAUGAACUCGUUCUCGGCCUUUAGGCAACUGCAGACUCGGGCGCGGUCCGGGAGUGUGGCCCAGCACAGUGUGCCGUUUAUACCUCUGCAACCACAACAACCCCAGCAACCACAACAAGCACAAGGACUACAACAACGCGACAAUGAUGAGAGCGGCGGCAAUGGGGGCGAUUUGCGAGUCAGAACGACUGGAGGCAUGCCCCACAGUCGGCCGUCCCAGUCGAUCAGCUCGGUAGAUGCGAUGUUAUCGCCCCGGUCUCCGAAACGCGAGUUCCUUCCGGCGACAAUGAUGUCUGUAAGCACGCCGACAACAGCGACGUGGCCCUCAGGUCGUUCGAGCAUGAGCAUGAGCAACGCAUCUAAUCGAAUGAGUACGAGCUCGAGUACAAGUACGGCCCUGAGCAGUGGUAGCGGUAGUAGUGCCUCUAUCCAGCAGCUGAGGGUGCUACAACAAACAUGUUCGGUCCCUGUUAGCCCUGAGGAGUCGUCGGACGAGGUGGAUGAGGCAGAUGAUAAUGCGAAGGAGACACAGACAGCAAAGUUGACGGAGAUGAGCGUGGAGCCUGAGUCGUUUCUGAUCGACGCGGCCAAAGUUAGCAUUGUAAGCGAUGUGAUGCUUGGUGUUGUUGCAUAAGAGGCCAUUGCGCGUAAUUAUCGGACGUGGAAGGUGUGUCGUCCGUCUAGAUCUCGACGGGACUUUCUCGAUGAAAUAAAAGCAGAUAAGGCCGAACAAAAACAGAG
This is a messenger RNA of Gamsiella multidivaricata, 3561 nucleotides long. RefSeq lists its product as uncharacterized. The transcript is spliced from 5 exons. Lineage: Eukaryota; Fungi; Mortierellomycota; Mortierellomycetes; Mortierellales; Mortierellaceae. The record is from RefSeq and is a predicted model, not a curated record. The coding region runs from base 461 to 3454 and encodes 997 amino acids.